AUGCCUUGCGCCAUAGCCGCAGUAUCAAGCUCCCCAAUAUUCUCGCUGUCGCCACGAAGAAUAUCACCGAUUUUCUGCAAGCCUACAAGUUCGCCGCCGCCGCCGUCUCUAUCUCCGUCGCCGUUAACCCUGAAACACUUCAGGAAACCGUUCAACACCAAGGAUGAAAGUUUAAUAGAAGAAGAUGAAGCGACAUCAAAACUAGCGGCUUUGAAGAGGAAACGACCGGCGAGGAUUAAUAUUCCGGUGAUGGAUAUGGGUUUCGAAAUGAUGCCGGAUUUGGAUAGGUUGAGUGAAGUGGAGGUGGAAGGAGAAGGAUAUUCUUUGUAUUGUAAGAGAGGUAAAAGGGGUGGUGCUAUGGAGGAUCGGUACUCUGCUGUUAUGGGUCUUCAAGGGGAUUCUAAACAGGCUUUCUUUGGUGUCUUUGAUGGACAUGGAGGUGCAGGAGCUGCAGAAUUUGCAGCAAAGAAUUUGGAUAGGAACAUUAUGAAAGAAGUGGAAAGGAGGACACGUGAAGAGGAAGGAAUUGAGAAGGCAGUGAAGAAGGGAUACAUCACCACGGACAUGGAGUUUCUCAACGAAGAUUUGCGUGGUGGGACUUGUUGUGUGACAGCAUUGAUACACCAAGGGAAUCUAGUAGUCUCAAAUGCGGGGGAUUGCCGUGCUGUUAUGAGCCGAGGAGGAGAUGCCGAAGCCCUCACAGUUGAUCAUAGGCCUUGUAGAGAAGAUGAAAGAGAGAGGAUCGAGAGCCUGGGUGGCUAUGUGGAUUAUUGCCAUGGUGUUUGGAGAGUACAUGGAUCUCUUGCUGUAUCAAGAGCAAUUGGAGAUUGCCAUCUUAAACAAUGGGUGACAGCUGAACCGGUGACUAAAGUCAUAAAGAUCAUACCAGAAUACGAAUUUCUAAUCCUUGCUUCUGAUGGACUCUGGGAUAAGGUUAGCAAUCAGGAAGCAGUAGAUGUUGUCCGUCCUUUAUGUGUCGGCAUUGACAAACCAGAACCAUUUUCUGCUUGCAAAAAGCUCGUUGAUUUGUCAUUAUCAAGAGGAUCUGCAGAUGAUAUUAGUGUUAUGAUCCUCGAGUGUCUCCUGGUUAAUUUAUUGGCUAGUUGUUGGAGUUCUAAGCUUACACCAGCUUCGUCUUCCUUCAACUUUACCUCCUCAAAUUUGGGUUCUUUUGCGAUAUCAUCAAUUCAUGUGAACAGCAGAUGGAUCAAUAAUUCAAGGUUUUGCAAUUUUGAAACAGCCAUAAGCUGUUGGUUCAUUGGAAAGGUUCAGGCUUGA
This is a messenger RNA of Fraxinus pennsylvanica, 1278 nucleotides long. NCBI's taxonomy places the organism in Eukaryota, Viridiplantae, Streptophyta, Magnoliopsida, Lamiales, Oleaceae. The record is from the annotation of a GenBank genome assembly.